UCAGUUUGAUGAUCGUAGCCACCUGGACACUUCCACUGGUGUGAUGACGAUCAGCGGACUGUUAUAUGAGGACAGCAACAGCUACACACCCGAGAUCAACAACAGGCGACUCUCUCCAGUUCGCCUCGUCGUCCUCUCUCCCGUCCCUGCACCCAGUGUUAACAAAUCCUGUGAUGAGAGCAAAUGUGACUUGAUCUGUGAAGGAAACACAGCCAGAGCCACUCCAGUCAACUACACGUGGAAGUCAGAUGAUCCUCGGAUGCAUGUUUCAUCUGGGAGACAAUAUACUGUUUAUAAGUCCCAGAUAAACAGUUUAAGCAGUUAUGAGGUCAGCUGUGAGAUACAAAACCCAAUCAGCAAGGAGAGAAGUGAACCGAUCACCAUCUCUUCAGACUCAUUCUCUUCAUCUGGAGGAGGUCCAAACAUUUCCAUGGGAGUUACAGUGCUUGUGGUGUUUUCUACAGUGACUGGGAUAAUGACUUAUUCCUUUUAGAUUUUGUAUCACAAACAAAAUAAGAGAAUUACAUUUGAAAAUACUAGAUAACAUUGUGACAAAGUGGGUGAGAACACCGUUUGUCUAUAUUCUUGGUUAACAUUCUUGUUUUGAUUUAACCAUAUUUCACAUGUAAUCUGCAAUAGAAUAAAGCUUUGAUUGAUUGAUU
Oreochromis niloticus (Nile tilapia) is the source of this 662-nucleotide messenger RNA. RefSeq names its product carcinoembryonic antigen-related cell adhesion molecule 7-like. The transcript is spliced from 5 exons. Lineage: Eukaryota; Metazoa; Chordata; Actinopteri; Cichliformes; Cichlidae. The coding region runs from base 44 to 493 and encodes 149 amino acids. The record is from RefSeq and is a predicted model, not a curated record.